AUAUCCCCAAAGUAUCCCAAUCCGCUCUGGUCUAGCCCUCUUUCUUCCGAGCUUCGCUUCCCUCCUUUUCUCCAUCUCUAUCCCUCUCUUUCUCCAUCUCUCUUUCUCUUCCACCCUUCAAUCCAAGCUAUCAAGGUGAGCUUUGCUUCUCAUCAUCAUCAUCAUCAUCAUCUGUGAGUUUGUGAUGCAAGAAUGCUUGAUGUUAUGGAGUUAAUGCUGAAGUUGCUGCAAAAUGGCUUGAAAGUAAAUUAGAUUAUGUGACUUAAAAAAUUUAAUGGCUGAAGCAAUGGAGGUUCAUUCUCCAGUAGAAGAUGGUGGCAAUGCUAGCUGGGUUCCCAAGGUUGAUAUGGAAUUCAAAAGUGAUGAGGAUGCUUAUAAAUUCUACAAUAACUAUGCUAAGCAAAUAGGAUUUAGUGUUCGAAAGGCUUGGAUAAAUCGAAGAAUUUCAGGAACUAUCAUUUCGCGGACCUAUGUUUGCUAUAAAGAGGGUUAUCAAGGGAAUAGGAAGGAUGAGACUGUGGUCACAAAACCACGAGUGAAUGAGAGAACUGGUUGUCUUGCACAUCUGACUAUUAAGAUUGUGUCAAAUGGUAGUUACAGGGUUAGUGAAUUCCAUCCAAUGCACAACCAUGAGCUUGUUCCAUCUACAAAGGCUUACUUGUUGAAGUCUCAUAGAAUUAAGAAGUCUCGAACUUUGGCUGGAAAAUUGGUACCACGAAAAGGUGCAGUUGAGUACUUAUUUAGAGGAGCUGGUGUUCAUCGGCAAGUUGCUUUCAUUUCAGUGGAGGAAGCUGCUAGUAAAAGCUGGGCUCCAAAAAUUGAUAUGGAAUUUGAGAAUGAUGAGAAGGCAUAUGAGUUCUAUAACAAUUAUGCUAAGAAAAUCGGCUUUGGUGUUAGGAAAGCUUGGGUCAACCGCAAAGCUUCUGGGAUUAUUGUAUCGAGGACAUAUGUCUGCUAUAAAGAAGGUUACAAUGGGAAUAAAAAGGAUGGAAAUCAAGUAAAGAAACAUCAGGCCCGGCCCACGGAGAGGACUGGUUGUCCUGCUCGUAUGAUGAUCAAGCUUACAAAGAAUGGUAGAUAUCAUGUUACUCUUUUCCAUUCACUGCAUAACCAUGAGUUUGUUAUGUCAAAAAUGUUGCACACAUUAAAGUCAUGCAGGGAUGCUGCCAAAUCUCUGAUUACUGCUGAAAAUGAAAAAGAUGAUUGGGCUUUGCAACCUGAAGUUAUCCAUGAGGUUGUGGAUGGACAGGAUGAAAUUCGGAAGAAUCCUUCUUGUUUCUUAAAAUAUGAAAAUUCUUCACACACAAAGCGUAAGGUCAAUUUGAAACUAGGUGAUGCUGGUGCAAUUAUGCAAUACAUGCAGGAAAGGCAAGCGGAUGAUCCUUCAUUUUAUUAUGCCAUGCAGGUUGACAAAGAAGAUCAGAUUACCAAUGUUUUUUGGGCAGAUUCAAAAUCUAUAAUUGACUUCAGUUACUUUGGGGAUGUAAUUUGUUUUGACAUGACAUACAAAACUAACGGAUACAGUAGACCAUUCACAUCAUUCCUUGGUAUAAAUCAUCACAGGCAACUCAUUGUCUUUGGUGCAGCAUUUCUCUGCGAUGAAAGCGCUGAAUCUUUUAAGUGGUUGGCGGAUACAUUUAAGACUGCAAUGUAUGGAAAGCAGCCAAAGGUGAUUCUCACUGACCAAAAUUUGGCAUUGAGUGAAGCAGUUGCUUCAGUUUGGCCUGGUACAACUUGCCGUGUUUGUGUAUGGCAUAUAUAUAAUAACGCAAAAAAGUACUUAAAACAAGUCUUUCAAGGUUCUAGGACCUUUGCUAGUGCUUUCAGCAGAUGUGUUUUUGAUUGUGUAGAGGAGGAUGAGUUUAUAUUGGCAUGGGAGGAAAUGUUAGACAAGUAUGACCUCAGGGGUAAUCAGUGGUUAAGUAAACUUUUUGAUGAUAGGAAGGAAUGGUCUUUGGCUUAUUCUCGAGACACAUUCUGUGCAGACAUUAGAAGUGCAUUACGCAAGGAAACCUUGAUAUGUAUGCUAAAAGAACAUUUGGGCCCAGAAAAAGGCCUGUUACAAUUUCUUAGGCAUUUUGAAAGAGUUGUCUAUGAACGAAGACAGGCAGAAUUACAAGCUGAUUUUCAUGCAACUCAGAAUACUCUGAAGAUUGUUUCAUCGCGUAUGUUGAAGCAGGCUUCGAGCAUGUACACCCCUCCAGUGUUUGAGAUGUUUCAAAGUGAGUUUGAGAUGUCUAUGGACUGUAUGGUGCACUGCUCUGGUGAAUUUGAGACGAUAUAUGAGUAUCAAGUUACCUCUGAUGAGAAUCCAAAGGAGCAUGUUGUAAGAUUUGACUCUUUAGAAAGUACACUCUUAUGCAGCUGCAAGAAGUUUGAAUUUUCUGGAAUUCAAUGCCGUCAUGUCCUAAAAGCACUUGAUAUAAUAAAUAUUAAAGAAUUGCCACCCCAAUAUUUUUUAAAGAGAUGGACAAAGGAUGCCAGAGGAGGUGCUCUGCGAGACCCUGAUAGAUUGGCAAUUGAAGCUGACUCUUCGUUAUUUAAAGGAAAUCGUUACAAAUCUCUUUGUCGAAUGUUCAAUAAAGUUGCUGCAAGGGCAGCUGAAACUGUUGAGACAGAUACAUUCAUCCAGUUCCAGUCUGAUCAACUAAUGGACCAAGUGAACCAAAUUUUGCAAGCAAGACCUCCUGAUGAGUUUCAGUAUCAUUAGGAUUUUUACUUUCUCUUCAAAUCUACUAGUUGGAUGCUAGCACUUUAUUCAGCCUGGGAUUUUCAUGGACUACUGUUUGUAAUAAUUCAAUAUCACAGGCUACUGGUGCCGCUGUAUGCCUGUUGUAUCAAUCAAUUUGGAAGUCCAACAUAAUGGGAUUAUCUUGUAAUGUUCAGAAAAUUAUCAUUGUUUGAUGGCAUAAAUCAGUGAGGUUGCUCAAUGGAAGACAAUUUGGGAGCAGCCAAUGAGAAUGAUUCAUGAGAACUACACUCAAAAGGAUGAAGAGAAUUCUUCGCUUUACUGCAUUCACAUUCCAUGCUAGCAUCAGUUUCUGUUUUUAGCCAAGAAGAGUGGCGAGGCUGCUAAGAAGGCAAGGACAUGCAUGAUCCUCAGCGGACCAAGUGGGGCGGAAUCCACGUGCACAUGGUCACUGGCAUCGCUUGUCUACAAUCACUGUUCACCCAUAAAUAAAAACUCACAACUUGUGAAGUGUUUUUAUUGGGACCCAAGUAUCAAUUGACCUCGAGAGUUUUUAGAGUUUUUAUGGGGACUAAAGUAUCAAUUGAUUUCACGGCUAUUGGCAUGCUAGCAUCAGUUGAAGCUCUUGUUUAAGUUUAGUUACAUAACCUGCUACUUCAAAAUGUUAUCCAUGGCAUACUAAGGUCAUUCUGGAGUGAAAUUUGUUAGCUAGAGUCUAGAGAAGUAUUUCAAGGCUCUUAAGUUUCGUGUUUUUUGAUUCGUUCUUUAUUUGUUCUCACCCAUGUGUAAUUGUAUGUCUCUAAUCAGAUGAUUGUCAGCUAUUGUAUGUAAUCUUUAUUAAUUGUAAUUGUUGAUGUUAA
This is a messenger RNA of Dioscorea cayenensis subsp. rotundata (Guinea yam), 3549 nucleotides long. RefSeq names its product protein FAR1-RELATED SEQUENCE 5-like. The transcript has 4 exons. NCBI's taxonomy places the organism in Eukaryota, Viridiplantae, Streptophyta, Magnoliopsida, Dioscoreales, Dioscoreaceae. Bases 275 to 2710 code for a protein of 811 amino acids. Gene Ontology annotation, molecular function: zinc ion binding. The record is from RefSeq and is a predicted model, not a curated record. Gene Ontology annotation, biological process: regulation of DNA-templated transcription.